GGGCCGGGCUGGGCUGGGCCGGGCCGGGCUCGGCGGCCCCGCCCCGCCGGCGCGGAGCCGCCGCCGCUGCCGCCGCAGCGCCGGUCGCGGUGCGCGCUCGCCGCCCGCCCGCCCGCCCGCGGAGCCGUGCAGCAUGGCGGUGCUCAAGCUGGCCGACCAGCCACCACUGGUCCAAGCGAUUUUCAGCGGCGACCCAGAAGAGAUACGGAUGUUGAUCUACAAAACGGAGGAUGUCAACGCCUUGGAUGCUGAGAAACGAACUCCUCUUCACGUCGCAUCAUUCCUGGGGGAUGCAGACAUCAUUGAGCUUCUCAUUUUGUCAGGCGCUCGUGUCAACGCCAAGGACAAUAUGUGGCUGACUCCUCUCCAUCGAGCAGUUGCUUCAAGGAGUGAAGAAGCAGUGCAAGUAUUGAUUAAGCAUUCAGCUGAUGUCAAUGCCCGGGACAAGAACUGGCAGACGCCGCUACACGUGGCGGCUGCGAACAAGGCGGUGAAGUGCGCGGAGGUUAUCAUUCCCAUGCUGAGCAGUGUCAACGUCUCCGACCGGGGUGGGCGGACAGCUUUGCACCACGCAGCUCUCAAUGGCCACAUCGAGAUGGUAAAUUUGCUCUUAGCCAAAGGGGCAAACAUCAACGCUUUUGACAAAAAGGACAGAAGAGCUCUUCACUGGGCAGCGUACAUGGGUCACCUGGAAGUUGUUGCAUUACUGAUUAACCAUGGUGCAGAAGUGACUUGUAAGGACAAGAAGGGUUACACUCCACUUCAUGCAGCUGCAUCCAAUGGGCAGAUUAAUGUAGUAAAACAUCUCCUUAAUCUGGGUGUAGAGAUUGAUGAAAUGAACAUCUAUGGAAAUACUGCACUUCACAUUGCCUGUUACAAUGGUCAGGAUUCUGUUGUUAAUGAGCUGAUUGACUAUGGUGCUAAUGUAAAUCAGCCUAACAAUAAUGGAUUCACUCCCUUGCAUUUUGCUGCUGCCUCCACUCAUGGAGCACUGUGUCUUGAACUGCUAGUGAAUAAUGGGGCAGAUGUAAACAUUCAGAGUAAGGAUGGCAAGAGUCCGCUGCACAUGACAGCUGUCCAUGGGAGAUUCACACGGUCGCAGACCCUCAUUCAGAACGGAGGUGAGAUAGACUGUGUUGAUAAGGAUGGUAACACCCCUCUGCAUGUGGCUGCAAGAUACGGACAUGAGCUUCUGAUUAACACCCUCAUAACCAGCGGAGCUGAUACUGCCAAGUGUGGGAUCCACAACAUGUUCCCUUUACACUUAGCAGCACUAAACGCUCACUCAGACUGCUGCAGGAAACUGUUGUCAUCGGGACAAAAGUAUAGCGUAGUGUCCUUGUUUAGUAAUGAGCACGUGCUGUCUGCAGGCUUUGAAAUAGACACCCCCGACAGCUUCGGGAGAACCUGCCUCCACGCCGCCGCCGCAGGAGGUAACGUUGAAUGUAUAAAACUCUUGCAAAGCAGUGGAGCAGACUUUAAUAAGAAGGACAAAUGUGGGAGGACACCUCUGCACUAUGCAGCUGCAAAUUGUCAUUUCCACUGUAUUGAGACACUGGUGACAACGGGAGCCAACAUUAAUGAAACAGAUGACUGGGGACGCACCGCUUUGCACUAUGCUGCUGCUUCUGACAUGGACCGAAAAAGAAAGAAUAUUUUAGGUAACUCCCAUGAAAAUGCUGAAGAACUUGAAAGAGCCAGUGAGAUGAAGGAAAAAGAAGCUGCAUUGUGUCUAGAGUUCCUGCUUCAGAAUGAUGCCAAUCCAUCCAUCCAAGACAAAGAGGGGUACAACACGGUGCACUACGCCGCCGCAUACGGGCACCGGCAGUGCUUGGAGCUGCUUCUGGAAAAAACCAACAAUAUGUUUGAGGAAUCUGAUUCUGCAGCUACAAAAAGUCCUUUGCAUUUAGCUGCCUAUAAUGGUCAUCACCAAGCCUUGGAAGUUCUUCUGCAAUCUUUGGUAGAUCUGGACAUUAAGGAUGAGAAGGGACGCACUGCUUUGGACCUGGCUGCAUUUAAAGGACACGCAGAGUGUGUGGAAGCUCUCAUCAGCCAGGGUGCUUCUGUCACUGUGAAGGACAAUGUCACCAAAAGGACCCCCCUCCAUGCUUCCGUCAUCAAUGGUCACACACCGUGCUUACGCUUGUUGCUAGAAGUUGCAGACAACCCUGAUGUGACAGACGCCAAAGGACAAACCCCACUAAUGCUUGCUGUGGCAUAUGGGCACAUUGAUGCUGUUUCCUUGUUACUUGAAAAAGAAGCAUCUGUAGAUGCAGCUGAUCUCCUGGGAUGCACAGCUUUACAUCGAGGGAUUAUGACUGGGCAUGAAGAGUGUGUUCAGAUGCUGUUAGAGAAAGAAGUGUCUAUUUUGUGUAAAGACUCCAGAGGCAGAACACCUCUGCACUUUGCGGCAGCUCGGGGUCAUGCCACCUGGCUGAGUGAGUUACUGCAGAUGGCACUUUCGGAGGAAGACUGCAGUUUGAAAGAUAAUCAAGGUUAUACACCAUUGCACUGGGCUUGUUACAAUGGUCAUGAAAACUGCAUAGAGGUACUAUUGGAACAAAAAUUUUUCCGCAAAUUCUAUGGUAAUAGCUUCUCUCCAUUGCACUGUGCCGUAAUUAAUGAUCACGAAAACUGUGCAUCACUGCUCAUCGGAGCCAUAGAUGCCAGCAUUGUUAAUUGCAAAGAUGACAAAGGAAGGACUCCCCUCCACGCAGCAGCCUUUGCUGACCACGUGGAGUGCCUGCAGCUCCUCCUCAGUCACAGCGCACAGGUGAACGCCGCCGAUCAUUCAGGGAAAACGCCUCUCAUGAUGGCAGCUCACAACGGGCACGUAGGUGCUGUAGACUUUUUGGUGAACAUUGCCAAGGCGGACCUGACAUUAAAAGAUAAGGACUUGAAUACACCUUUGCACUUGGCUAGCAGUAAAGGUCAUGAAAAAUGUGCCUUGUUAAUACUUGACAAGAUACAAGAACAGAGCCUUAUUAACGCAAAAAAUAAUGCAUUGCAGACACCUCUCCAUAUUGCUGCACGAAAUGGCUUAAAGAUGGUGGUUGAAGAGUUGCUAGCCAAAGGGGCAUGUGUCCUAGCAGUAGAUGAAAAUGGUCAUACGCCAGCCCUGGCUUGCGCUCCUAACAAAGACGUGGCUGACUGCCUGGCACUCAUUUUGGCUACCAUGAUGCCUUUUUCUCCUUCCAGUUCAAUGACGACUUUCAACUUCGUUUGUUUUAAAAAAGACAAUUUGGGCAGGACGCAUCUCUGCGAUGGCUCCAGUAUGGGUAGCAUUAACUCUUAUAGUAAGCCCUUGAGUAAUAGCAUAGGAACAGAGGAUGGGUACAAUGAAAAUGAUUCUGAUUCUGAAACAUUUUGACUUUUUGGCAUUCAAAACUUUUUAUUACUAUUUAAUUUUACCUUUUUUGUCUUUUUAAAAAGCUUAAAUCCCACUGCUAUAUUCUUCAUUAUUAUUCUUGCCAAAUAGGUAUUGGAAGAUUUGCAGUAUUGGUAAGAAUCAAGCCUUUAAAUAACAAACUUAGGGGGAUUUACUGGAACGCAUUCCCAUUUAAUGUUCUGCAGCUUUUCAGCUUCCUCAUGUUUUCCUUAGGCCCUAAGUGCCCCUGUGGAAAGUCUCUACCUCUUAUUUUAAGUAGAAAAGGAGAAAAUGCCUUUUUCUUUGUGACAGCACAAGUAAACAGGGAAUUGUUUGUAAAAAGUACUUAUAUGUUUAGCUGUACCUUUAGUACACAAAUGUAUCUCCAAUGUAGUUUUUCAUAGAUUUCAACCAUCCACCUUCCCUCUGUCUGAUUCCUAGUUCCAGGGGCUCUGUUAAUUAGAUAAAUUUGUUACACAAACCAAAGGUAAAGUUGUAAAUCUUAAAACUGCCUGUAUUGCUUUUCUACAGGAGAUGAAACAUUUUACAUUCUGCAUGUAUUACGCACUUAAACAUACAGAAGGCACUUUUUACAGUUCUUAGUUGCAACACACAGUUAGAAAAAUAUACUUAUAAAUUCUGAAGGCCAAAUGCUACUCAUCUCACCUUAUUUUCCCACAGACAUUAGUGGAAUCACUUGUGUAAAAAGCAAAUGACUUGGCCCUUAUUUUUUUUUUCAAUUCAGCACAAAUGUGUAUGGUUUAUUUGCACUACAGAAUUAGGGUCAUUAGAAAUUUCUGUCACCUGAGCCAUUAACCAUGAAUCUAGUAUCAGAAAAAGAAAAAUCAGGUGUAGAUGGAAGUAUAUCUAAAUGUUUAUGAUGACUUGCCAACUUAAAGGAAUUUUUUUAUUUCUCUACACUUAAAUAACUUUUACUGUAAACAGCAUAGAAUUUUAAAAUACUUUUGUCAGAGUUUGGAUUAACAGAACAAAGGUAAAGCUGUGAAAGUGUAACACCAAAAGUUGAAAUACCAAACAGCAGAAAAUCUAAAAAUAUAUCAUGCAAAGGAUUGGAGAUAUAGGCUAAAAAGCCUAUUGUCACCAGCUUUUUACAGCAAUGUCAACAUUGUGAAUAUGUCUACUCCUUCUGCCAAAGUUUCUAGGUCAAAUGGACCCCGAUCCUCGUCUGCAACAGAUGUACAAAAGGAAGAAUGAGACUUUAAAAACAAAAACAAACUAAAAAAAAACAAACAAAAACCUAUCAUGAACUAACCAGCUGUACCAAGAGGACCAAAAUGCUUCAGUAACUAAAAGACUUUGCUACUUUUCUUUUUUUCUUCAAAUGUGAGUGAUGGAAUGAAGUAGUUUUUCUAAACCAUAAAAAUAUAAAUUUUUGAGAUAAUAGUCUUGGGUGUAUUUUACAUUUUAUGACACAAGUUUCAAGUUGACAGCUUGACAUUUGUAACUGAUGAUGUGUUGACCACACUUUUUUUUUCCAGACUAAAGAAAAUGUUCAUAUACUUUUAAUGUAAAUGUGUUUAUAUUUAUUUGAAAUGAAACAAAUGCCCAGGAAAAAUGACUAUGGCUUGUUCUUCUUGUUAGUUUUUGUGCAUCCUAUUUGGCAUAAUGCAAAAUGAAAUGUGAAUCUAGGCAAGACUGAUGGCCUGAGUGGAAAAGGAAGGGCUGAUGCACUUCAGAAGUUUGCCAGUCUUGUUGCAUAUAACGCAGAGAUAAAGUCUACAGGCUAUAUUGGUAAAAAGCAGAGAGCAAAACGGCUUUCAUGAUUUAAGAGUCUAAGAAAGAGAUCCAACACCUUGCUAGACAUGAGAGAGAACACCUACUUUAAAGAGAGGGGAGAGAUAAUGCAGCAUGGAGUAAAGGUGCGAAAGUUCCAGUGAUUCACAUGCAGGCUGUCUGCAGGCCUAAAUCUCUGCUAGGAGGAUGGGAAACAAUCCUCAGUACAUAUUUUCACCAGGGUAAGUGAAAAGUAAGGAUUUUUAUUUUAGUUUCAGUUUUCGGCUAUGUUCCACUGAAUUGCUAAAAGUCUGUUGGCAGAUUCCAGUUUUUUAAUUAGAAAAAAAUAUUUAACUAUAUACUAAGGUUUAUUUUGCCUUGCUAAAAUUAAGUGUUGUUUCCUUGAACAAUAACAAAUUUCUGAAGUUUAAAUCAAAAACAUCACAGGGGAUAUAGUGUCUCUUAAGGUGAACAUUUCUUUUCCCUCAACCCUACAUUUUCUGCAGUGGAAGGACAGAGCAUCUAAACCCUGGUUUUCUCCUCAGAAAUUAGUACAGAAUAACAUUUUUGAUUGACUUUCCUGAAAGUAUUUUGCUUUUAAAAAUUGCAGAAUAGCAAUAACCACCUUUUUUAAAGCACUGAAAAUAAGCGAUCAGUUUUUGAAGAGUGAUGUUUUUUCAGUGGUGUCUGUUUAGAAGUGAGUGGAAAUCCCAAAUUUUGCAUUUGUUGUUUCUAUGUAGAAUGAUGACAUUUAAAUAAAUACAUGGGAAAUGGCUGUCAUCUGUCUAGCAGCAGGAUCAGUGUUUUAAUCUUAUUUUAACCACAGAUACAGGUGGACUGCUUUGCAGAAUUAGUUAGAAGUCUCACCCUUCUAUAUAGAAAGCUAUGUUAUCCUACAUGAAAUUGUUUCAUUAGGAGAAAACCAGUCAUAUUUACAAAGAGGAGGAUGUAUUAUUUCAAGCAGCCAUUUAGAAAACUUCAGUAUUUUUACUUGCUACCAUACAAAGAUACUGAAAAUAUUUCUAUAUAUUUGCAAUACCAAGUAACUCUGGUAAUUGCAUAGUACAAUAACUGCUGCCUCUUAAUGAUGUGUAUAACAUUAUAGAAGCGCAGGUGAUUACUGAAUUACCAUGAUCCUUCUAGGAACCAAAUCUAAACUUUUACUAUUGAUGAAACUGUUCUAUAAACUAACAAUGAUUUAAGUAUGCAAUAUUCCUGAAAUCAUAGAAGAAUAUCGUUUGUUUUGUCAAUACCUUAAACGCAUUGGGAAAGUAAUGCUUUGAGUAUGGUACACUUAGGAGGAAAAGUGUCAUGAGUAGGACACUUGGAAGUACUCAGCAUGGGCCUGUCCCAGAGCUCACAUGAAUUACCAGAAUCCCUUUACUUGUAUGGUAGUACAUUAAUCUGUAAUAUAAUUUGUCACUGUAGAAAUAAAUUUGUAAUUUAGGACAGGUAUUUAAGCACGGGAAUAAUUUUACUCUUGUAAGUACUCACUUUGCCUUUCUGUGGACUUUUUACAAGUAGUAAUCAUACCUAAUUGUUGCACUUAACCCUGGAUCCUGCAAUUUACAGUAUGUGGACUACUUCUGUAUCUGCACCAAACAAAGGGUAUUUGGGGGGGGGCAGCAGUCUGCCCACCCCAAUUCUAUUAACAGUAUAGUUUAAUCUUGAAUUUUAACCACAGUUGCAGAUGGAAUCCAUAGCAGGAUUGGGUCCCAGAUCUCUCUCAUAAAUACUGAGUUACAACCUCUGGACUGCCUGAAAUUGCUGUGAAAUAGCUCAGGGGAUUUCUGCUCAUCGCUACUAAAAGGGCACCAUAAUGUGUUUGGUACUUUUACGCAGUAAACAACUGCCAGAUUAUUAAAUUAGAACAAACACAUAAAAUGAAUUGUUUAUCCAUUGUACUGUUGAGAAACUUGGUUAUGUAUCUUGAGGAUGAUUUUAAAAAUUUUGUGAUUUUUAUUCUUAGUCAUGUAAGAAAUAUUAGAGUGCCUUUUUAUAUUUGUGUAUUCUGAAACUGUUUUGUGAAACUUGUCUUUUUUUCAUUUGAGUGUUAUAAAAGCAAUAUAUUACCAGUAAAUUUUCAUUUCAAACCUUCUUUGAAUGUAUAAAGUGUUUCUUCUUUUCAUAUGUUCUACCUGCAUUGAAAUGAAAAUUAAUAUGCUGAAUUUCUAUAGGAAUAAUGUAUAAUUUUGCAGUGCUGAAAAUGCUUUCUUAUUACACAAAAAGUAAACCUUAGAUCAGUGUUAUAGGAAGGGGCGUUUUAAACUAGUGACAAUCUGAGUGUGUGUAUAAAAUGUAAUUUUAUGCGUUUCUUAUGCAGUGAUCUACAUAUUAAAGCCAAUAUCUUAUGUUUUGUAGGUUUUUGUCUUACAUUUUAUGCUUUAGCAUGUGCAAUAUAUCUUUACAAACCAUGGUGAUACAAAUCUGGUGCCAGUGUUAUUUUUGCAUAACAUAUUUGUAAUAAACAAUAUAAAAUAUUGUUUGAUGGUUUCAGUGGGGUUUUGUCGGUAUUGUUUGCUUUUGUAAAUCGAAGUUUAAGGACUUCAGUAAAUGUUAUGUACAAAAUGAGGAAAAAGACUUAUUUCAGUGAAUAAUGACUUGGAAUCCAACCUGAAUCUUCUCAAGCACAGUUUAUUAACUUUUUUUCAACUACUGAAUGCUGUAUUAAUGUAAUGAAGAACCCUAACUGUAAACUACUAUUGAAAUGCAUUCAGAUGGUUAUUUUUACAAAUAAAAAUGGUACAAAUACUGUUGGAAAA
Messenger RNA from Dromaius novaehollandiae (emu), 7863 nucleotides. RefSeq names its product ankyrin repeat domain 44 (gene ANKRD44). Gene Ontology annotation, molecular function: protein binding. Lineage: Eukaryota; Metazoa; Chordata; Aves; Casuariiformes; Dromaiidae. Bases 134 to 3370 code for a protein of 1078 amino acids. The transcript is spliced from 28 exons. Gene Ontology annotation, biological process: protein localization to ciliary inversin compartment. Gene Ontology annotation, cellular component: ciliary inversin compartment. The record is from RefSeq and is a predicted model, not a curated record.